Solanum lycopersicum (tomato) is the source of this 2065-nucleotide messenger RNA. Its product is annotated as pre-mRNA-splicing factor SLU7. Lineage: Eukaryota; Viridiplantae; Streptophyta; Magnoliopsida; Solanales; Solanaceae. Gene Ontology annotation, cellular component: spliceosomal complex. Gene Ontology annotation, molecular function: pre-mRNA 3'-splice site binding. Gene Ontology annotation, biological process: mRNA splicing, via spliceosome. The record is from RefSeq and is a predicted model, not a curated record.
CAUAAAAUGGAUUAAACCCGGAACUCCAUAAUCAAUCAAAGAAUCACCACAUUGUUGGUCACUCGUAGAGUUAUCUCUCUAGGUUUGGUGUUUGAUUCAUUCAUUUAGGUAUUUGUAUCUGGAGAAUCAAUCAUGGCUACUGCUUCAGUGGCGUUUAAGUCUAGGGAGGACCACAGGAAACAGUUGGAAUUAGAAGAAGCGCGAAAGGCUGGUCUUGCACCAGCAGAGUUGGAUGAGGAUGGAAAAGAAAUUAAUCCUCACAUUCCUCAGUAUAUGUCUUCAGCUCCUUGGUAUCUCAAUGCAGAGAGACCAAGUUUGAAACAUCAAAGGAAAUGGAAAUCUGAUCCAAAUUACACGAAAUCAUGGUAUGACAGAGGUGCAAAAAUAUAUCAGGCUGACGAGUAUAGAAAGGGUGCUUGUGAAAACUGUGGAGCAAUGACGCACGAUGCUAAGUCAUGCAUGGACAGGCCACGCAAAUUAGGAGCAAAAUGGACCGGAAAACAUAUUGCUCCUGAUGAGAAGAUCGAGCAGUUUGAGCUGGAUUAUGAUGGUAAAAGGGAUCGUUGGAAUGGCUACGAUGCUGCUUCUUAUGCUCAUAUCAUUGAACGAUAUGAAGCAAGGGAUGAAGCAAGAAAGAAAUACCUUAAAGAUCAGCAACUAAAAAAGUUGGAGGAGAAAAAUAACAAAGAGGAUGAAGAAAGAGGAGAUAGCGAAGAUGAAGAUUUUGAAGAUGUUUUGAAGGUAGAUGAAGCCAAGGUUGAUGAAAGCAAGCAGAUGGAUUUUGCAAAAGUUGAGAAGCGUGUACGAACCACUGGUGGUGGAAGCACAGGAACUGUUAGGAAUCUACGUAUCCGGGAAGAUACAGCAAAAUAUCUUCUUAAUCUUGACGUCAAUUCUGCACACUAUGAUCCCAAAACCCGGUCCAUGCGAGAAGACCCUCUUCCAGAUAUGGAUCCCAAUGAAAAGUUCUAUGCUGGUGAUAACCAAAAUAGAGUUAGUGGUCAAGCAUUGGAGUUCAAGCAGCUGAAUAUUCAUGCUUGGGAAGCUUUUGACAAGGGGCAUGAUGUUCAUAUGCAAGCAGCUCCAUCCCAAGCAGAACUGCUUCACAAAAAUUACAAGGUUAACAAGGAGAAACUGAAGUCACAAACAAAGGAGGAUAUCAUGGAGAAGUAUGGUAAUGCUGCCAGUGAAGAAAUACUCCCGAGAGAACUACUGUUGGGUCAGAGUGAGAGAGAAGUUGAAUAUGAUUGUGCUGGUAGGAUUGUGAAGGGCCAGGAGAUGUCUAUUCCUAGAAGCAAAUAUGAAGAGGAUGUUUUUAUCAAUAACCACACCACAGUUUGGGGUUCAUGGUGGAAGGAUCACCAUUGGGGUUACAAAUGCUGCAAACAGACAAUCAGAAACAGCUACUGUACAGGUGCUGCUGGAAUUGAAGCAGCUGAGGCUUCUACUGAUCUUAUGAAGGCCAAUAUUGCUCGCAAGGAGUCUGCUGAAGAUACACAUGCGCCGGUUGAGGAGAAGAGGCUCACUACUUGGGGAACUGAAGUUCCUGACGAUUUGGUUCUGGACCAGCAAAAGCUGGCUGAAGCUCUUAAAAAGGAGGAUGAAAAGAGGAGAGAAGAGAGGGAUGAAAGGAAAAGGAAAUACAACGUGAAAUACAAUGACGAGGUUACACCGGAAGAAAUGGAGGCUUACAGAAUGAAAAAGGUCCUCCAUGACGAUCCCAUGAGGGACUUCUUGCACUGAGUUAUAUAUACAGAAGGGGGGAGUCCUUGCACCUCUUUAGGUAGCACUUGGCAUGUAGGUGAAUUGUUAGUAAAAUACACUCCCAAACACACCAUCCAUUAUUAGGGGCUUACACGUGAGGAACUCUUUGCAUGAUUGCCACUCCUGCGCGUAAUAUGUAUAUAUUGUUGCUUCAAACCCAUUUUUUUAUUAUUGCAAUAUAAUUGUGGUCAAGCGUUGUAUCUGUCCUGUUUUAUCAGUUGUACAUACAUAUGCACACUGGGUUUUGUGAGAUCAUAUUUAAGCUUGUUAUUACUACUCUCUAUCUCUUUAGUGGCUCAAA